Messenger RNA from Cotesia congregata, 379 nucleotides. The record is from the annotation of a GenBank genome assembly. NCBI's taxonomy places the organism in Eukaryota, Metazoa, Arthropoda, Insecta, Hymenoptera, Braconidae.
UACACAGACGUCAUUGCUGAAGCUUACUGAUGACAUCAAACAGACAAUAGAUAAAAAUCUGAGCAAGGCUUUUGAUUAUGUCGAUCCAAUGGUAAUAUUAUGGUUCUACUCAUACUCAUUAAAUAGAUCUCAAUCAAUACUAGACGAAUUCAGAAUUCCAAUUAAGCUUUUAGAAACAACAUCGGGAGUUUCCAAAGAAUCAAUUCUUGAACCAAUCUUAUUUUUGAUAGUCAUGAACGCAGAGGUCAGAAGGAUAAUCUACUGCAAGCAUGGACUAUUUGACGAUGAUAACUUCAUGAUGCUGUCAGACACUGUUGAUGCUCAAGCGAUUGCAGAUUGGGUAAAAGAACAUAGCCUAGAGUUAAACUUGUCAAAAACU